This is a messenger RNA of Carassius gibelio (silver crucian carp), 917 nucleotides long. It is a transcript of the gene morn3, whose product is annotated as MORN repeat containing 3. NCBI's taxonomy places the organism in Eukaryota, Metazoa, Chordata, Actinopteri, Cypriniformes, Cyprinidae. The transcript has 6 exons. Bases 129 to 899 code for a protein of 256 amino acids. The record is from RefSeq and is a predicted model, not a curated record.
UUGUUGCUAGGAUACCGUACACGAAUUCUUUUCACAGGUCAGUCGAGAUCGAGCUGUUUGACUAUUGCAGUUUAAAUAUAAUUAUUUUGUUUGUUUUAAGUGAUUUGGAUGGUGAAUUUGGUCACAGUAUGCCCUUCUUGAAAAGACCCCAGACUACAGAACCUCUUGUAAAACUUUGGGACAAAAAGGCCCAAAAAUGUGGGCCGCAUCACACUGUGUAUUCUGUCAACGGAGAUCAAUACACAGGCGAGUGGAUGGAUAAUAAGAAACAUGGAAAAGGAGCACAGGUUUGGAAGAAAACAGGACUGAUCUAUGACGGAGACUGGAGGUGUGGAAAGAGAGAAGGCUAUGGAACCCUGAGCAAGACUGAACUGGAGACCAAAGAGUAUGUGAGAGUUUAUGUUGGUUCUUGGUGGAAUGACAAGAAGGAAGGUGCCGGGACAUAUUUCUACAGUCCAUCUGCGUUCUAUGAGGGGCAGUGGAAGGAAGAUCAGAGGAGUGGAUGGGGACGGAUGCAGUAUGAGAACGGGGAGCUGUAUGAGGGAGAGUGGCUGAAGGACAAACAUCAUGGACAGGGUUUGCUUCUGCUAGCUAAUGGAAACAGGUUUGUGGGCACCUGGAGUGACGGACAGAAAAACGGACACAGCAAGUUCUACUACCUGGACAGAGGUCAGCUGUACGAAGGCUUUUGGGUUGACGGUGUUGCUAAGUGUGGAACCAUGUUUGAUUUUGAGAGAGAAGCAGCAUUUAGACCAACAGUGUAUCCAAUUCCCAAGGUUUGCCUACAGGAUUCACAGGCUGUGCUGAUGGAGGCACAAGCGUAUUUCACCGAGGACAAGGAGAAAUCAACAGAGACCACGAUUCCAAGUCACAUGGUUGCUAGGCAAUAUGUACCUUGACAAUAUCCUGAAAUCAAA